Molecule: messenger RNA, 3776 nt
Organism: Scaptodrosophila lebanonensis
Lineage: Eukaryota; Metazoa; Arthropoda; Insecta; Diptera; Drosophilidae
Gene: Caf1-180
Product: chromatin assembly factor 1 subunit A-A
Exons: 3
Coding region: 73-3423 (1116 amino acids)
Biological process (GO): nucleosome assembly
Cellular component (GO): CAF-1 complex; nucleus
Source: RefSeq, a predicted model, not a curated record
AUUCAAGGCACAAAAGAAAAUUGCAACGCGAAUAAAAAUUAACGUUAGCAAAGAUAAUUAACUUGCAUAGUUAUGUCCGCUGGCCUUGUAAAGACGCCAACUGUUGGACGUGGAAAAGAUGUGAAUAGCCCCAAUGGCAGCAGCAGCAAAAAAUUAGUACAGACGCGCUUGCCCUUUAAGCUAAUAACGCCCGCGGCGCCCCUAACGCCAUCGACAGCAAGUGCAUCGACAGCGGCAGCCGAGACAACGUCAGCGGCCGCAUCGGAGCCCGUUGUGAUUGUUUUGGAUGACGAUGAAGCUCUCGUGAAGGAGCCGCGCAAGCGCAAGUUAUCCUAUGGCUCCGACAAGGAGCGAUCAACAAUACCCGCAGCCGAAUCUGCCAAUGAUCAACAGCUGCGCAGGUCGAACAGCAAGGAGAAUUUGAUCGAGGGGGUGAUGGUGGUGGCAAAGACGGUCAGCAAGAAGCCAAAGGCAAGUGAAGCCGGGGAUGAUGGUGUUAUUGAACUGACCGAGGAGGGUGAUGAUAACAAUGAUGAGGCGGAAGCAGUCAAUGGGAACAAGAGCAAGUGUGUGGCUGGCCACUCCCCGCUUAUACAAAUUAAGCUGCCGCUGAAAAAGAAGCGCACCAAGCGCACAAAAUCCUCGAGAAAAACGGAUGAGACGCCAGACCUGCAGGCGGUCAAGGCGGCAGAACAGAGCUACUCCAGCGAUGACAUUGAAGCCACUGCCGUGGAACUGAAUCCGCGGAAACGCGCAAAAGUGGUUCAGGUGGAGAGCGUGCCGGCGAAGCCGGAGGCAAUGGAAAUUGAUGAGCCGGUGAUGGACAACGAAAAUGGUAAUCCAGCUCCUAAAGACCUUGAAAAGGAGACAAAUGAUCAGGCCAAGUCCGUUUCUCAGCCGGAAUCCCAAAUCAUUACGGAAUCAGAGUCAAAAAGCAAAACAGAUGGGGAAAAUUUCUACAGCAGCGAUGAAAAAUCCACUUCCGAGGCAAAGACUGAUGGCCAAGUGCAGUCAGAUGCUGAAGUCGUGCAUCUAGACAGCAACGACGAGGAAAAGACCAGCGAUAGCGAUAGUAAAUCCAAUGGCGAACAGUCCAGCACGGACAUGGAGGUCGAAACGGACACUCUAAACAAAACCGCUUCAGAUAUUCAGGAGGUGUCUGGCAUAAAAUCUAAACUAACCACAGAAGGUACCGACGCCCCAUCCUCUAAGAACCUUACGCCCAAACAGCAGAAAUUACUUGAGCAACGUAAGAAAGCACGCGAGGAAAAGGAACGCAAGCUGCAGGAAGAAAGAAUGCAGAAGCAACAGGAGAGAGAAGAGCGGGAGCAGGCCAAGAAACGGGAGCGUGAACAGAAAGAGGAGCAGCGACGCAAAGAGCGCGAGGAAAAGGAGGAGCAGAAACGCAAGGAGCGUGAAGAGCGCGAACGAAAGCGUCAAGCCGAAGUUGAUUCCAAAAUGGAAGAGAAGCGCAAACGCAACGAGGCCAAAGAGGAAGUGCAACGGAAAAAGGACGAGGAACGUCGCCGCAAAGAGCAAGAGAAGGAGGAGGCCCGAGAAAAGGAAGAGCUCAAAAAGAAGCGCGCCGCCGAAUCCUUUUCCAAAUUCUUCGUGCAAAAGCAACCAAAGCCCAGCCAAGACAAUAUCUGCGACCAUGAGCAGAGCAGUUGCGACAGCGGGAACAGCCAGCUUGAACGCAAGUUGACCUUCCGUCUCGCUUUCCGUCCAUUCCAAGUUAAGGGCGACAUGCUGUUGGCGCCUGUCCUCCGCAGCACAUUAGAUGAGGAACAGCGCAAGCAGCUGGACACGUUGGUGCAUCACAGACCGCAAAAACUUGAAGGGGCUGGCGAUGGUGACCACGAUGAUGACGAGGAGGAGGACAUUGUGCGACGCAAGCCGCCAACACGGGCUCAACUUUAUCUGAGCGAACUGCGUCUUGGUCGCCACAAACCAAAGCACACACAACGUGAUGCCGCCUUAAUUAGUCGCCCUAAGGACGAUGACGAUGAAGAGGAUGUCCAGAUUGUUGGUGAUUUGUCCACGCCAGGCAUGCCCAUUCUAGAAGAGAAACCCAAACAAUUGCCGCCUAUGCGCGCCAAAUAUUUGCACUUCUCGGACAAUCGAAGACCGCCCUAUUAUGGCACUUGGCGCAAGCGCAGCAAUCUCAUCAAGGCUCGGCGUCCCUUUGGGCAAGAUAAGAGUCAUUUUGACUACGAAAUCGAUUCGGACUGCGAGUGGGAGGAGGAGGAACCGGGCGAGUCGCUGAGCGCUAGUGAGGACGAGAAGGAGCGCGAGUCCGAGGAGGAGGACUACGAGGUGGAUAAUGAGUGGUUUGUGCCACACGGUCAUCUCAGUGACGAGGAGAUGCAAAACGAUGGCGAAAUGGAGGAUGGCAAUACGCGUGAGGCCCAAAAGGCUAAACUGCAAGUUAUGCAACAAGAGUUUGCACAGGAAAUGAAGAAGCAGACGAAGAAGAUCAAACCACGUCUUUGGGGUCCCGUUUGGCUGGACGAGAAUGGUGAAUCGCUGCUCCUGCGUGAGGUCUUCACUCAAACCAUUGACAUGUACGGAAGCUGGCAGCUAGAGCCCUUGUCGCUGGAACCGCCACCCGAAUUGGCGAUUGAGGAGGAGCCGAUGGAGGAGAAGGCCAGUCCAUUGGUGUUAGAUGGAGUGCUGCUCCAACAAUUGGUGCGUCUAAUACAUGGCAAUAGCAAUUCUAAGAUCUUUCUCAUAUCCGAAUAUCUGGAGUAUCUGAAGACGCAAACUGAUUUGACGCUACCCUCGAAAUCGUUGUUGCGCGAAAAAUUCGAUGAGUAUGCGACUUGGAAGCCCGUGGAGCUGGGCAGCCAGGAGUCCAGCAACAACGGCAAUGCCAAUCCGAAUGGUAGUGGCAAUGGUGGUGGCUCUAGCAAGAAGCUGAAGAAGCCCAAGAAACGUCUUUGUUGGGUUGUCAACGCCGAUGUCCUGGAGAAAUUCCAGCUAACAGACUUGACUCUGCAAAAUCAAUGGCAAUAUAUGUUGACCCCAAAAAUCAGCAAUGCUGACACAUCCUUGCGCGAGGAGAAGGAAUCCACACCCUUACCGGACUUGAUAGGAACUAAUGAGUCUACGCCUCAAAGCAAAACGAAACCGGGCAUUACUAAGUUCACGAAAAGCUUGCAAGAACUCGCAAAGUCGCAAACAUCUUCAUCCCCAACAUCAUCUGCAGCCUCAGCUAAACCCACAACUGUAACGGCGACAUCGGUGCCGAAAAAACGCGGUACCCUGCUCAUGUCUGUGCCGCGGGAUCAGCAAUUCCAUGCACCCACAAAAAAUGCUCUCAUCAGUCAGUACCUUAAGAAGCAGAGCGACGAGGCAAAGGCCCGUAAAACGGCAGCAGCAUCGCCAACGCCCGUCGAUGAUGUUGUCCUCCUCUCGGACUAAAACUAACUAACUAACAUCAACCGCAACAUUUUUUAUUCCCUACAGAUUAUUAUAAUUAUUAUUAAUAUAUAUAUAUAUUUUUUUUCGGGUAGUCUUAAGCUAGAAUGUUGGAUACUGGACUCACAAAUGUAUGUUUAUAUUGUUAAUUAUUUUAUAUUGUAGGAAUUCAAGUUGAGCGACUGAUCUGAUCCGUUCGCAGUCCUUAAGCUAUAUUCUACAUGUAAAGUAGCGUCAAUGUAUCGUUUCUUAUAAGUGAGUGCUGCGUUUCUUCGUUGCUAUAUAAAAGGGGCGAUGCACAUUUUCACAUGCUUUCAAUAUUUAUAGUGUUCAAUAAACAAGUAUAUUUAAAUGCA